UCCUGGUCAACAAAGUCUCUUCGUGAAUGUCUUCGAGGAAAACCACAAGCAAAUUGGCCCAGGAAAUCCUUUAAAUCCUUUAAAUCACGAUGGAGAUGGACGAGGACAUCGACGCCGUCCUGCUGCGGCAAUUUAACUGCAUGGGGACGACUGACAAGGAAGUCCUGAUUAAAGAACUGCAGGGCUUAGUGGGUGCGCAUCUCAAUGAACACUCGGCCAAGUUUUAUCUCGAAAUGACGGAUUGGAAUCUUCAGGCAGCUGUGUGUGCCUACUUCGACCUGCAGUCCUACAAUAAGCUUCCACAAAUGACUUUCGUUAAGGAUAUUACCAUAGGAGAGGGAGAGAGUGUUCCACCAAGCACGAGAUUCAUAAAAACAUGGCGCAUCCAAAACACCGGGGAGGAUGGGUGGCCCAUUGGCUGCAGCCUGAUCUUCACGGGGGGCGAGCAGCUUGGGGCGCCUUCGCAUGUGUCAGUAGCUUCCCUGGGGGCUGGGGAGUGCGCGGACGUCUCAGUGGAGAUGCUGUCCCCUGCCGAACCUGGGCUCUACUCUUCCAAGUGGAGGAUGAGCACGACACAAGGAAAUUUUUUUGGAGAUACGAUAUGGGUCAUAGUGCCAGUUGACUCAGGUGGCACUCUAGCCCUUAUGCAGCAAAUGGUCAACUUCAAGGCCCUGGGUUCCCCCCCCUCUGGCACUCACAUGGUCCCUGCAAACACGAUGUCCAACCCCUUCGCCCCGCUCCACCUCGGCCAGCAGCCAGACAAGCCACAGUCUGAACAGGAUUUACAACAGCAACAGCACCAAGAACAGCAGCAGCAGCAGGAUUUACAUCAGCAACAUGUACAACAACAACAGCAUCUACAGCAACAGCAGGAGCAGCAACAGCAGGAACAGCAGCAGCAACAGCAGCAGCAGCAGCAGCAGCAGCAGCAGCAGCAGCAGCAGCAGCAAUUAAAUGGAAAUUUUCCUAAUCGAAGCCAGUUGUUAACCAAUGACCUUGCAACCUGUCGGGUCCCCGCCCCUAACUCCCACCUAGACGGAGAUGGAGACAUUGCCAUGAGCUAGUUGUGUUGGGACGUGUUAACCUACAGUGAGUUAAGGCAAGCUUUGAAAUUCUUCUUCGUCUUUUUUAUUUAUGAAUAUUUUUUUUUUUUUUUUUUCAUAAAGUGGGUCCAGUGUUAACCUGAGAACCUUGAAGUUGAGAAUAAUGAUUUAUAAUUUUUAUGGUAGCUCAAUGUCUUUCCCAGGACUGGAAGUGGAACUAGCAACCAUCUUUUCAAGUUAGGCCAGCUUUGUAACUUGAAUUAGUAAAAAAAAUUAAGACAAAAACAAAAAAACAAAAAAAAACUCAAAAUUUAUAAAAAGCAUAAGCUUAAUUUUAAAAUUCGGCUGCAACUUGAAGCAAGUAUCUUGGCCUGUUACAUGUGUUUCAGGUCCUGGAACAGAAAAGCCUUAAUUCAGACCCUCGUGACUGUGAGUGAUUAUUUUAGAUUUCUUAUUGUAAGUUGUUCCUUCGCCUUUAUUCUCCCUUUUUUUUUUGUCAUUAAAAAAAAAAAAGAGGUUUCUCAAUUUUAAACAAAACAUGCUGUGAUUUCAUCCACUCAUGCCUGAAUGUUGUAUGGUAGAGGCACAUCGAAUGACUGUGAAGACACUCAUCCGUCAAAAAAAAAAAAAAAAAUGCCUGCAAACAACUUUAGAAAAAAGAAACAAUAGGUUGUACGUCCAAAAUGGAAGCAUGUGUCUCCGAGCUUUCCUUGCAAUGGGAGACGAUGAUUUUCACUAGAGAUGCCAUUUGUUUAGCAGUUGGUUAUGUCGGCUACAAGAAAUAUUUGGUAAAAUCAGCAGUGCAGUUCUUGUUACAAAGUUGUUGCUUUUGUUUUUUUUUCUCCGUAGAAUAUAACGAUAGUCCGUAAGUGACAGUUGAUUUUAUGGUUUUUGUGAAUAAAUACAUAUGACUUUAUUAGAGAAAAAUGGAUAUGUGAAAGUAGAUAAUGCUACAGAGUUGGCAAGAGGGAGAUAUAGAAUUAAACUUUAUGAAAUGGAGGGAACAGAUAGGUAGGUAGAUAAAUAUAGUAAGAUAUAUAGACACUAUUAAAUUAGGUACGGAGGUAAACACCCUGGUAAAAUGACAAAGGUAACCGUUUACAGUUGGAGAAUGGAUAUUGUCAAUUGGCAUACAGUGUCAUGAGAUUAUGUACUUUUUAAUUGAAGUUGCAUAGCUUACUUAUUAUAUUUAAAUAUUUUUAACCCUGAAUUUCUUCCUAAAAGAAAAAGGUAUAUAUUUACACAUUUUACUCUGAAGGAUAAAGAAACUUGGUGUGUAUCUACUCUGAAAGACAAAGAGAUUUAAUUUGUAGAUUGGUGAGGCUGAGGGUUAUGUAUGUGUGUGCUUGUGUGUUGCAUCAUAAGCAAAUCAGUAUCACAGUAAGAUUCCAUAUUAAAUCAGUUUCGUGUUAGAAAUUCAAGGCAAAUCAGUGUCAUGAUAAAGAAGGCAAAGUGCAUAUAAUCCUGAAGGGGAUUAUACCUUAAUCCAAUAACUGCAACUUGUGACAGAGAUCUGAGACGUUAAUUAUAUUUUGUGAAAUCAAUUUUUCCUUCUUUCUCAGAUGCAUUAAUAAUUUUCCUGUUUGUAUUUUGAUAUUUCAUAUGUAUACUUAGAUUGAUUGAUUGAUUGAUUGAUUGAUUUUUUUUAGCCUGAAUUUAGCUUGAGAGUUUAAGCCAGAAAGUUUAAUUAUGCAGUUAUUGCAUUAACACAAAGCACUGAUCUACCUACCUGUCUUAUGUUUUAAGGAACAGUGACAUGGAUUGUAAAAGCAGUGAAUGCCUUGGUUUGUAAUUUGGUACUUACAUAACUAACUUUAACAAAAAAGACUUAUUCAAUUGUAUGCUUGCCAGUAUUUAUCUGUGAGGUUUAUAUGAGUGGGUGAAGAGAGUAAGAGAGUGACUGAGAGAGAGUGAGAGAGUGACUGAGAGAGAGUGAGAGAGUGAGAGAGUGAG
Penaeus indicus is the source of this 2996-nucleotide messenger RNA. Its product is annotated as protein ILRUN-like. Gene Ontology annotation, cellular component: phagophore assembly site. Gene Ontology annotation, biological process: macroautophagy. Bases 90 to 1064 code for a protein of 324 amino acids. Gene Ontology annotation, molecular function: ubiquitin binding. The record is from RefSeq and is a predicted model, not a curated record. The transcript is spliced from 4 exons. Lineage: Eukaryota; Metazoa; Arthropoda; Malacostraca; Decapoda; Penaeidae.